GGCUGGGGCGAAGCUAGACUGCAGUCGACAGGUGGGCAAGGUUGAGCUCUGCGAGGUCGAGUCCCGUACAAGAACUGGGCCGAAAGCGAUGUGGGUCAGGACUACACUGACGAUUAGAAGGUGGACUGAGGAAAAGAUUCGGUGCAAAGCUGAUGUGUGGGACAAGAGCGACAGCUCCGAUACAGACAGGUUGCCCAGCUGGAAGAGAGGACGGCUUCUGGCUAGGGUGUCAUCCAGCACUGACCUGUCUACCUUCUCCUCUGAAGGUGGGUCUAGCACUGACCUGUCUACUUUCUCCUCUGAAGGUGAAUGCAAGACUGAAAGGUGCUGCUGGAAACAUAAGCCGUGCGCUGGGCAUAUCAUCCAUCCCUUCUCGGACUAUGGCCACCAUAACCUGCACCUCCACACUAUCAGCCACUGUGACUGUGACUCUAGGCUGAAUUCAGAGAAGGCAAAUAGCAGCAGUUCCCAAGAUGUGGGCCGGACCUGCUCGAGAGAUGGGGGCUCAACCUGCUUCAACAUCAUCCAUACCCCUUGUUUUGAGCUCAUUUCAGAUGAGUGUAUGGAGCGGUCCUGGAAUGGCUGGUACAAAAGCUAUAGGCCUGUCUCUGUGGCAGUGAUCCACCAUCCCAUCCACCAUGAAUGUGUAGCAGAUGAUCUAAAUGAGGAGGAGGAGGAGGAAGAAAGCCAGUCUCCCAUACUGAUGCAAGUGGCUCCCAUUGCCACACCUCCUGACCCAGACAUCAGCCCAGGGACUCCUGAGUUAGCAGUGCCCAUCACCAUCUGGCGCUCAGACAGCCCCACAGAGAAGAGCCAGGGCAACAAGGUCAUCCAAAAAGUAAAGAAGAAAAAAGAAAAAGAUGAGAUGAUGGAUGAGAAGGCAAAAUUGAAGAAGAAAGUCAAGAAAAGUAAGCUGACUAAGAAGAGAAGCCCAGUGAAAUCAGAGUCUUCACCUGCAGACUUGAGUAGAUCAGUAAGCCCCAGAGAGUUGGCCAGGACAUCAGAGUCCAGCCCAGAAAGCCGAGAAGAACUGGAGAGUGAGGACAGUUACAAUGACCGGGGCCAGGAGGAGCCCUCCAGUGAGGAUGCUGUGGAGUCAUCAUCGCCCAAGAAGAGAGAGAAGUGUACCGCCCAGGCCAAGAAGAAUGGAACAAAAAACUCACAAACCAAGAAGGUUACCAAAAGAAAAUCUCCCCCAGUGUCCAAGCCCCAAUCACAGCUGAGGCCAGGGUGAUGAGUAAAGAAUAAAUGGUAUCAAACCUA
Jaculus jaculus (lesser Egyptian jerboa) is the source of this 1263-nucleotide messenger RNA. RefSeq names its product protein interacting with cyclin A1 (gene Proca1). Gene Ontology annotation, molecular function: A2-type glycerophospholipase activity. NCBI's taxonomy places the organism in Eukaryota, Metazoa, Chordata, Mammalia, Rodentia, Dipodidae. The record is from RefSeq and is a predicted model, not a curated record. The transcript has 5 exons. The coding region runs from base 89 to 1234 and encodes 381 amino acids. Gene Ontology annotation, biological process: arachidonate secretion; phospholipid metabolic process.